Messenger RNA from Chenopodium quinoa (quinoa), 2121 nucleotides. RefSeq names its product probable acyl-activating enzyme 2. Bases 123 to 1922 code for a protein of 599 amino acids. The transcript has 3 exons. NCBI's taxonomy places the organism in Eukaryota, Viridiplantae, Streptophyta, Magnoliopsida, Caryophyllales, Amaranthaceae. The record is from RefSeq and is a predicted model, not a curated record.
UACGUUGAUCUUUUUCUUACGCAUAAUGUUAAUGCUUCCUUCCUAUACAUAUUUGUCAUACUAUAUCAUCUUCACACCAUACUAAAGGUUUGAUCAAUCGAGCCACUUCAAAUUAUACGAUAAUGAUUCUAAACUUCACACGUUAUAACAAGCGUGAGUUUGUGGGUGUAAGCGCCCCUAGAGUAAUCUUAACUCCACCACCAAAAUCACGAAUACGUGUUUCUUUAGACUCGAUUGGUGGAGAUGGUGAGGAAGGGGGAGAUUCGUCGUGGAGAAAGGUGGAUGGAUUAGUAAGGUGUCCGGCUAACUACACUCCUUUGACCCCAAUAACCUUCAUUAAACGCGCUGCCAAGGUGUUUCCCUAUGAUACUUCCGUUGUCUAUGGUGGUUCUAGCUACACUUGGAGUGAGACUUAUUGGCGCUGUCUCAAACUUGCUUCCGCUCUCACCACUCACCUUCGCAUCUCUCCUAGCCAGCUCGUUGCAACAUUAUCUCCGAAUGUGCCUGCUAUUUAUGAGCUACAUUUUGCAGCACCAAUGGCCGGAGCCAUUCUUUGUGCUCUUAACUCUCGCCUUGAUUCAUCCAUGAUCUCCACCCUCCUUGAUCAUUCCCAAGCUAAGGUCUUAUUUGUAGACUAUCAAUUACUUAACAUUGCUUCAAAAGCCCUCCAUUUAUUGUCAAAAUCCGGGGCAGAAUUACCAUCAAUUGUCCUCAUUAAAGGUCCUAGUGAUUUUAAAGAACAUGAGAAUGUUCGAUAUGAUUAUGAAUAUGAGAAUCUCUUAUCCAAAGGAGACGAUCAAUACAAACCUCGAAUGCCAAUCGAUGAAUUAGACCCUAUUAGCGUCAACUACACCUCAGGCACCACAUCCCGUCCCAAAGGAGUUGUUUUCAAUCACCGAGGGGCUUACAUAAAUGCCAUCUCCACAAUUUUGGUUCAUGAAAUGGGUCCAAGGCCGACAUUCCUUUGGACCGUCCCUAUGUUCCAUUGCAAUGGAUGGUGCCUUACGUGGGGUGUGGCGGCUCAAGGGGGCACGAACAUAUGCCUUCGAAAGGUCACCCCUAAGGCCAUAUUUGAUAACAUUGUCCUCCACAAUAUCACUCACAUUGGUGGAGCUCCUACCGUUUUGAACAUGAUUGUAAACUCCUCUAUCGAUGACCAAAGAACACUUCCAAACAAGGUAAGGGUGCUCACCGGAGGAUCACCCCCGCCACCUCAAAUACUAACCAAGAUGGAAGAAUUAGGCUUCGAAGUUAUUCACAUGUAUGGUCUCACGGAGACUUAUGGCCCGGGCACAUACUGCGCUUGGAAUCCCGAGUGGGACUCUCUUGAUCGAAUUGAAAAAUCGAGGAUCAAAGCUAGACAAGGUGUACAACAUCUUGGGCUAGAAGAUGUUGACGUUAGAGAUCCUAUCACAAUGGAAAGUGUUCCAGCUGAUGGUAAAACAAUGGGGGAGAUAAUGUUCAGAGGAAAUACUGUAAUGAGUGGAUACUUGAGGGACUUAAAAGCAACAAAGGAAGCUCUCAAAGGAGGAUGGUUUCAUUCUGGUGACGUAGCUGUAAAACACCGCGACAAUUACAUAGAAAUCAAGGACCGUUUAAAGGAUAUUAUCAUUUCCGGUGGAGAGAAUAUUAGCACAAUUGAAGUUGAGACGGUACUAUAUAGUCACCCGGCUAUACUUGAGGCAGCCGUCGUGGCAAGGCCUGAUAAUCACUGGGGGGAGACACCUUGCGCGUUUGUCAAGUUGAAGGAUGGAUACAAGAUUAAUGAGGGAGAGAUCAUUGAAUUUUGCCGUAAUAAUUUGCCUCGUUUCAUGGCUCCUAAGACCGUCAUUUUUGAUGAAAUUCCGAAGACAUCGACUGGAAAAUUCCAGAAGGUUAUUCUUAGACAGAGAGCCAAGGCUAUGGGAUCAUUGGGAAUCUAGUAAGCUAAGUUUUUGAUGAAAUUCAAACAUGCUAUGAGAUGUUUUAGUACUCUGUACAAUAAUUUUUCUUCUAGUUAUGUUAUUGAAUACAGAGGGAGUAAUAUUUUUUUUAAUUUUUUUGUAACGAAUAUGAAUAUUUGCUAAUAAGGUCCUACGUGUAAAUGUUUACUUGAAUAAUAAGAUAGUACCUUCAUGUGGA